AAACGAGGCAGAAUUAGGCCUUCAAACUUAUGCAAGCAAAGUAAAACAGUGCAGUGCGUCGAAAUUCUGUAAUAUUUUGGAUAUAAAAGCAAUGAAAACGUUAUAAACUGUGGAUGAAAAUAUAAGCCGAUAUGGGAAAUAGGAUUGAGCUUUUCAGGGUUGGAUUAUAUGUUCUCUUCCCUGUUGCCAUAUUUUACUACUUUAAUUUACCAGAAAAUCAAGAUGACUAUCUUGAGAAACGGAAGAGAGAAAUUUAUCCACCAUUUGAAGAAACAAAUGUACCACCAAAAACAUCAGAAGAAAGAAAAAAGUACAGAGAAUUAACGCUUAAUGAACGUCCAAGUUUUAGAGCCAAUAACUUAUCUGAUAAGUGAUUUAGGAUUUUUUAGUGUGUGUAUGUCAGAUUCUGACUCUGUGUGGACACUUUAGUUUUAUUGUUUCAUACUUAAUGAACAUUUUUCAAAAAUAAUUGAGCAGUGUAACAAUUUAGUAGCAAAGCUGAAAAGUUUGGCAAAUUUCAUAUACUUUUCUAAGAGAAAAACUGGAAAAAAUGUGUAUCUUGCUCCUUCAGUUUAUUUUUAAAUAUGAUCUAUUACCUAAUGGAUUUAUCAGAUCCAAAUUAUGCAUUAAGAAGAAAUUUAUUAAAAAUGUUUGUUGUGUUUUGUUAAAUGUUUGUUGCAACAAUUGUUUACAUGUUGUUAAGCUCAAAUUAAAAGUAAACAACUCUUACUAUUCACAGCAAACUCUUUAUUCGUAUUUUUCAUUUUUCAGUUACCGGCUGUUAUAUUUCUGUAGAAUACUGUCAUGAGAAUCUUUGGGCUGCACAUUUUUUGUAAAAUCUCCUAGAAUUGACUGAACUUAUUCUUGUAGCUUCUGCAGAGAAUCGAUUGCCAUUAGUGAUUUUAAAAUCA
This is a messenger RNA of Rhopilema esculentum, 911 nucleotides long. RefSeq names its product protein PET100 homolog, mitochondrial. Gene Ontology annotation, cellular component: mitochondrial inner membrane; mitochondrion. Lineage: Eukaryota; Metazoa; Cnidaria; Scyphozoa; Rhizostomeae; Rhizostomatidae. The record is from RefSeq and is a predicted model, not a curated record. Gene Ontology annotation, biological process: mitochondrial respiratory chain complex IV assembly.